Molecule: messenger RNA, 4016 nt
Organism: Pseudoliparis swirei
Lineage: Eukaryota; Metazoa; Chordata; Actinopteri; Perciformes; Liparidae
Gene: ncapg2
Product: non-SMC condensin II complex, subunit G2
Exons: 28
Coding region: 64-3495 (1143 amino acids)
Biological process (GO): mitotic sister chromatid segregation
Cellular component (GO): condensin complex; nucleus
Source: RefSeq, a predicted model, not a curated record
GCGGUUCGUCGGCUCACAAUAUUAUAAAGAAAAAGGUUUCCUGGAACUCUUCACGGCGGAAACAUGUCGAAGCGAGACGCGUUUUUAGAGGCUACCUGUCAGGAGAAAGUGGAGGACUUCCUCCACUUUAUCCAGCUCCAUAAGGACAGAGCGGAGCCUUUCGACGUGGAGGAGGUGGUGCAGGAGAUGCCCAGGAACCAGAGAUUGACUCUCUGGGGGAAACUGGGCUCACUCCUGCAGGACGUCCUGCUGGAGUUGCCUCCAGAGCGCUGGGCGGAGGACCGGCAAGAGUGCAUGGAAGUGGAGUCAGCGGCGGAUCCUAAACACAUCAUGGCUGUCGUGGAUGGCGUGACCCUCGUGGCUGAUGUGUCCAUAAAGGUCCUCCAAGACGGGGACACCUACAGUGCCCUUCUGGAAAUUGUCCAGCGGCUUCACGAUGUUCUGGUGUCACUGCCUGCCUCAGAGACCCCUCUGCUGCUCCAUAUCCACACGCUGUGCGAUGCCUGGUGGCAGAAGGGGCUGAAGGAGAAAGAACAGUUUGGCCGCACUGCUUUCCUCCUCUCGCUGCAGAAGAGCUUCACGUUGAAGAAGCCGGGUGUUGAGAUCCAGAGAGUCUGGAGUCUCCACGAUGUGCUUUUGAGUUUGGACUACACAUCGGAAGAAAACAAGCAGAUCAUCGACUUGUUGCUCCAGUGCUUCAAUUGCCCCAAUUACAUCAGAAACGAUGACGGAAAGCGAUUCCUGGUGUUUCUUUUCAGCUGGAACGUCGACUUCGUCUGGGCUAUUCACGGCACCAUUAAAAACCAGCUGGAGUUUUAUAACAAGACCACGACUACUCAUAUUAUGGAGAUCUACUUCAGAGCAUGGAAGAAGGCGAGCGGGGACUUCCUGGAGAAGAUUGAGAGCUCAUGCAUUCAGGAUUUUAUGCAGAAUGCGAUCUUCCUUCCUCGAGCAUCUCCUGUCCACGCCAAAGUCCGCCAGAUCUUGAGCUAUUUCCACUCAAAGAAAGGCUGCAACAAGUUGGAUAAGAUGCUCUAUGAUCUCUACAAGCCCAUUCUCUGGAAAGCUUUAAGUGUUCCGAACUUUGAGGUGCGUGCAAACGCCACUUUGCUUUUCACCGAGGCGUUCCCGGUCCACGACCCGGAGCAGAACAACAAGAAUACCGAUGAGGCCAUUCAAAAGCAGCUGGACACGGCAAUGAGCCUCCUUGAUGACCCUCAUCCUACCGUACGCUGCAACGCCAUCCUGGGAGUCUGUAAGAUCCUCUCCAAGUGCUGGGAGCUCCUCCCUCCCACAAUUGUCACAGACUUCCUGAAGAAGCUGGUGAUGGAGCUGGCGUCUGACUGCAGCUCCCCUGACGUCCGGUGCUCAGUCUUUAAGUGUCUGACUAUCGUCUUGGACAACGGUCUCAGCCAUCCACUCUUGGAAAGGCUCCUGCCUACCCUCAAAUACAGCCUGCAUGACACCUCGGAGAAGGUCCGCAUAGCUUUCCUGGACAUGCUCAUCAAGGUCAAGGCGGUGCGCGCUGCCAAGUUUUGGGACGUGUGCAGCAUGGACCACCUUUUUGCCCGCCUGGCUAUCGAUUCCCAACCGGUUUCCAAGCGCGUUGUCGAUCUGCUCUUCAAGUCCUUCUUCCCCGUCAACGAGGCGGAGAAGGAGUGGUGCUCCCGCUGCAUCACCCUCAUCCAGAUGAACCCCAUGGCUGCCAGGAAGUUCUACCAGCACGUGCACCGACACACAGCCCCGACGAAUAUAAUAAAGAUGAUGUUGGCCAUUCGCCGCGUCGUGAACAGCUGCAUCCAACCGGACGCAGACGCCUCCGAGAUUAACGACAGCAACAAGGAGAACGGCGAAGCCGAACCUCUGUUUGGGAAAGACAUGGCCAUCGUGUCCAGUCUGCUGGAGAUCGUGGUCAUCCUUUGGAGCAGUGUGGAGAAGGCCCUGAAACAAAACCAGGAGGCCCAGAAGUACACUUUCGCCAAGUUUGGAAAUGUCAUGUCCAAGUAUUUCCAGGCCUUUGAGGAUGAGCGAUGUACCGUUCCUCUCAUACAGCUGGCCUCGUUUAUGCCCCCAGCUUCUGUUCCAACAUUCAGCUGCGGCGUCCUGUCCAGACUGAGGAAGAUGGACUCGGGAGCAGCGCCAACGCAGUACGGACAGCUGUUGGACUGCAUGUGCAGCUGGGGCCUGGCAGCCGACAUCCUCGAACUCAUCACCGACUGGCUCACGGAGGCUCUGCUCAAGGAAGGGGACAACGCCAAACGAAAGGUGCGUAUCCAGCAGACGGUGGAGGCCAAACCAGACCUGGCACUGGCUUACCUGGAGUACCUGUUCAGACACACGUUGGCGCGGGAGAAAGUCCUGGCUCUUGGCCGGCGACCUCUGAAGCAGCUCCAUAUAGUUCUAGGAAACUGGAGGUCGGUGCUGUACGCUCACUUCAGCUCCUCGGCUGAGGGCCCCAAGGGCCCCGGCGUGGAGACGGCGCUGAAAGUCUUCACGCAUCACGGACGUCUCUGUGCACACCUGCAACACAGUUCCUCAGAGGGACGAGACUACCUGCUCUCUAUGGAGGAGGUGGCAGCGUGGGUCGCCGAGAAGGUGCUGCCCUUCCUGGCUAAACGAAGCAAUGCGGAGGAUGAGGAGAAGGAGGAGGAGUCAGAGAAGUUUCAGCCACUUGCUGCAAAGAUAACUGAGAGUUUCCUGUCCGUGUGCCGAGAUGUUUUACUCGUGGGUUUGGCCGACGACACGUUCAAGGGUAAAAUCCUCCACCUGUGCUCUCUCACCCUCCUCUCAGGGACCGGAUACCUGUGUAUUCCUGCAGUGCUGCUGAUUUUGAAGGAGGUGGCAGACAGCCUCGUACCCGAGGACAACAACAACAGCAACCAGGCUCGGGAAAAUGAGGAAGAUGCAACCACUGUUGUCCUGUGUGUGGUGGCCAACAUCUUCCAGAAGAUUAUCGAGCUCUUGGCCCGCCGGCUUAAGAAGGAGCCAGAGGAGGGCAAGCGGCUGUGCCAGUCCGCCGUGCCCGGCCUGGCAGGCUUCCUCCAGGUGGCUCAGACCUGGGACAAAGCUCCUCUCUGCGGCGUCUUCUCGACUCUCUUCGCCGUCGUCAUCGUGGAGAAGACACAUUUGCUUCAGAAGAUUACCCACCCUGAGGAGGUGAUCACCCCAGAGUCGGUGGAGGACAUGCCUCCUCUGUCCAGUAUCCUCCUGUCGGUCAUCCUCAAGUCCUCCUCUCUCACCCGGGCAUUUUUGACAGAAGUCAGCUCGUCUUUCGACUCCGAGGCCAUCAGCAGUCUGAACGAACUGGCUGCCGUCCUGCACGUCUUGGCGGUCGUCAGACACACGGGGAAGUCGAAAGCGGGUUUGAAGAGCGCCGCCACAUCCGUCCAGCAGCAGAUUCACAAACACGCAGUCGCAUCUGGAGACAAAGGGGACAUCCAGAGGGUUAUUUACGAAUCUUCUGUGAAGACCUUGAAUGAAAUUCUGGAUUUAUGAGUUGACCUAUUUGAUGGGCGUUAUCUGCCUCACAUUUGUAUUUUAUGAAGCCGAAGAGAGCAGUAUCAUGUCUGCCUGGCUGUUGCAUUACAUACUUACAGUUGCUGGCAGACAAAAAUGACUUAAUUAAGUAUUGAAACUCCACUGACCGGGCUUCUUACAAACCAUAUGGUUUGGAUUGAAAUCUAAAGCUGGGGACGAGUCCGUCUGCAUGUUUUUCUAGAUUUGGCUCCACUUCUUUUUAUUUAUUUAUUUCUUGAUGGCACACAUCGCUAAAGUCCUGUCCCUCAGGAUUUGUUCAUUGAUAAUGUUCAGAAAUAUUGAUGGAGAAUCCCAUAAAACCCCGAAAUACUGUUUCUUAAAUUGAGUGGUAUUCAUCUAAAAAAGCUUUUGCUUGCUUCAUUUUCUCACAAUUUAUAUGAAAUACAUAUAUUUUUUAAUGUCUCACUAUGUUUAUGUAUCUGUUGGUCUGUCAGCUGUAGCUCACGUUUUUUAAGAAUAAAACAAACUGUAUAAAUCAA